GCUGGCUGAGCGGCUGGAGAGCAGCUCGAGAAGCUGAAUGGUGAGGCGGCCAAAUAGCAGCGCACUGCUGGCGUGAACAUGGCGGAGACUGCGCGCUCAGUCUUCGAAUACCCUCACGGCGACGGAGAAGGCAUCAAAGCGCCUCUGCUAACUCGAGGGCGUGGCUGUGGAAGGAAAAGAAAAGGGACACCUGUGAAAGUCUUUCUAACACACACAGAGGAAGAGAGCGUGCCUGAGCAAAGCAUCGGCCCAGGUGAUCGAAAGGAGGGAGGAGACUGUAAACGACCAAUGAUGGAUGACCCUUCCUCCAGAACACAGCCUAACUGCGGCCCAUCAGAACAGACUCCACAUAAGGUCUCUAUUGGAUCCAAGGGCUGCUCCGCCUCCACACCAGCUCCGCGUCCUGCUGCUUCCUCUGCCCCGACCCUGACACCUGUACCCGCUCCGGCCCCUGCCCCCGCAGCUUCAGCUCAGGGCCCAACGCUGACCCCAGCGUCCACAGCUCCGGCUGCUCCGACUGCUUCAGUACCCGCUCCGACCGCCAUGUCCUUCCCUCCGACACCCAACUGCCGCAUCAGGGAGGUCCACUGUGGCAGCCAGGUGCGGCUGGUCGUUAUCGCCAUUCGAGACAUCACCAGGGGGGAGGAGAUCACCGUGGACUACAGCCUGACCGAGUGGGGAGAGAACCUGGGUUUCCGUGCAAAUGCGUCUCCAGCGCAACCAGAGUGUAACUCCGACUCUGAGAAUAGCAACAAUAUCAAAAAGGAGGAAGAGCCCCUCUCUCUGACUGCCCAGCAGCAUCGACAGCAGCAACAGGAAUACGUCACACCCUCCUGGUCCCUGUCCCCGUCGUCCUCCCCCAUCUCGCACUCUGAUCGCAGCAACUCGGAUGGUGGAGAUGAGGACAACGCCAGCCCUCGUGGUCGUGCACUUCGCAGGCGGAAGAAGCGCCGCGGUACCCCUUCGAAGAAAAAGGUCCCCCAUCGGGUGCAGCCCAGACGCCCCUCACCUGUGUGUUCCUCCAGCAAUCGUCCACCAGAUCCCUCGCUGUCUCCUGGUCUGUCCUCUCCUGCCUGCUCCUCCUCCUCCACAAUUUCCUCUAAAAUUGAAUUCAAAACUCCAGCAUUUCCAGAAUCUGGAAUUGGAGGGAAUCUCGCUGGAAAUGUCCCAAGAGACGGGCUGUCCACUGAAUCAACGAGGCAAACCUGUGAACACUGUGGACGCCACUUCCGCUCGCUGGGCCGCCACUUGGACAAACACCAUGCCCACCAGCCCGAUGUCUGCACUGCCCUGGUUGAGAGCUACACACAGAUGCCACAUCUGCACACGCAGGGCACAGACCCAGCUUCAGCGCACACAGAGAUCCACUCGAACUUUUCCCAAGCCAGAGGGCAGCGUGGUGUUCAGGACCUGUCCAUGUCCCAAUCCUGCUGCUCCUCUGGAAGAACCUCCAAUAAUCUGGUCCUGACCCCUCCCGGGGAGCAGAGCGCAGUGGCAGUGUCUGUGUUAAAGAGGAGCCCGCCGCCACAGGCUGUGACUCAGUCCAGGAUGGGAAGUCAGAGGAGAUUAAAGAAAGAAAAACAGAUGGAGGAGGAGGAGGACCUGGAAGAUGAAGAGGUGGACGUUGUGGACAUAAAGAGGUCAAAAGAGGAGGAGGAGGAGGAGCUGGUGUGCCCCCAGUCCUUUCAAAGCAAACCAGCCAAAAAAAUAGAAGCACCAAAAAAAGAAGAGGAAGAGAAUGAAGACAGAGUGAAUGGAGUGAUGGAAGCUGAUGACAGCGGGACAGAAGAAAAAGAAAAGGAGAUGCUGAGUGGCUCAGGCCGUCACCACAUGCUGCCCCUCCUCUCCUCCCUGUCCUCUCUGGUCCUCUACCUCCGUCGGCUUCAACACUCUGCAUUUUUGUCCCUGUCCCGGCAGCUGCAGUCUGCGGAGGCCUGGCGCCUCCUCUGCCACUCCAGUCUGGCUCUCCUCAUUCUGUACAAUCGAAGACGUGAAUGCGAGGUCUCUAAGCUGACCAUUGUGGAGUAUCGUGCCCGCGUGACUCCUCAGUGCCCCGUCCCUGUCCCUCCUGGUGCACCUCCAGCUCUCACCCCAUUGGAGGCGUCCCUCUCCCCCUUCGAGCGACUGGUUCUGCCACACCUCCCUAGAGUCGGGGUUCAGGGGAAGCGUGGACGCGUCCAGCCCCUCAUCCUUCCCCCUCACUGUGAGCCCUGCCUGGAGCUUCUCCUGCAGACACGACACGACGUCGGGGUCGAUCCUGUCAACCCGUACAUUUUUGCGCGACCCUACCACUCUCCAGCCACCCCUCUGCGCGGUACCGACCUUCUCCGCAGCCUGGCCCGUUCAAGUGGGACCCGCAACCCCAGGGCCCUGACACAGACCAGAGUGCGCCGUCAGGUGGCCAUCCUAACACAGCUACUGCUUUUAGGAGAGGGAGAGGAGCCGGGGCAGCCUGGAGGCGGCGCUGUGGAGAGGCUGGAGCAUUUCCUGGAAACGGAGUACCAUGUGACCCAGAACUGUGCUGGAAUUGGUCAAGACCCAGGCUUGAUGGGCAGAGUCGGCCGUGUGGUGCUGUGUGGAGAGAGGGAUGGAGUGCUGUUCAGAGGGAUGAGCCUCAACCACAUCUGUCUAGAGCUGGAUGUUUUGUCAGGAAACUCUGCGGACUCUUACUCCGAGGGAGAGUCUGACGGAGAACACGUGAAGGAGAAGUCCGAGGUGCCCACCCUGAGCCCUGAUGUUAGCCCUACACCAACCCUGCUCUAUGUCCGGAAGGGCAAAAGCAUUGGCCGGGUGGGCCGGCCCAAGAAGCUCCAGAACAUCCAGCCUCCACCUCCCCCACCUCUUCCUCCUCCUCCUCCACCACUGCCACCCCCAAACCGCAGGAGGGGCUCAGGAAAGCGAGGUGUGCUGAAGCGCCCCUGGUCAGAGGCAGAGCGCGCAGCAGUCGAAGAGCACCUAACUAAGAACAUCAAUGAGCUCCGUGUCCCUGCUAAAGCUGACUGUGAGCGCUGCUUGCAGCAGUGCCCCCUGCUGGUCAACAACCACCGGGACUGGCGAGCCGUCAAGUUCUACUGCCACAACCGCAUCCAGCUGCUGAAGAAGAAUCGCCGGCGUGAAAGCCAACCGCAGCCGCUUCCCGUCUGCUGAGGAAGAGCUUUUCUCUAGCUACCCCGUAUGGAGAGCUCUGACUUUCACUUGCUGUCUGAGUUUAUCUUUUUAUUUAACACAUCAUGAUAUUGUCCUAAUAGGAAAAAAAAAACGCAUUUCAAUGAUCUGCUCAGUUUCUGGGUCUUAAAUAAACACUAUUUGUGUUUGUGUAGGAGGAUGCAUAUUCUUCCAUCCAGAAUAGAUACUUUAUAGUGAUUUCUAAACAAAGAGCGACAGCUGAACCCUACAGUGUUAAACAAACAUCGUGAAGUAGCAUUUUCAGAACAAUAGGAGAUGAUUAAUUAACACACGGCCUAUGCUUGGGCUACAUUUUCAUCCUUGGAGUGGAGAAAUGCAGCUAACCAAGGUCGCUCCUCAGAUAAGCUAGAUAUUCUUCUCAGACAACUGACUGUGCAAUUAUUACUAUGGUAAAACAAUAUUUGGACCACAUAAGGCAUUAGAUUGUAAAAGAUUUAUGUUUUUGAACUUAUCACCAUAAGAGAAAAGAAAAUCAAGUUUUACUACAGUAAUCAUCAGCCUGGAGCUAAGGGCUCCAGUUAGAUUCAAGCUGCUGUGAAACUUGUCAACUUCUGAUAUGCUUUGAUAUUUUUCUGCUCGUUGCAGAAUUUUUAUUUUUUUAUUUUUUGAGGAGGUGCUAAUAAGUUGACUAUCGUUUUAAAUGUAAAGAGUUUUUUAUUUUUUUCAAAUUUAGUUUUAAAGAGAGAGCAUAAACCAUGCAGUGUUGUCUAUGAUUUCUGCUAACAGCUUGAGCUCCUCCUGUCACACUACAUGGUUUGCAGCUUGACCAGACUUUUGUUUUUGUUUUCUUUCAAUGUAGGUCUGAUGAACUAAAACCUCACAUCUGUUUCGUGAAGUUGUCAGUCUUUUUUCCUCCUUUCAUGCUCUAGGCUGGUCAGUUACACCUGUACGUGAUAGAUUUAUUACCGUAAUGCUAACUGUCUGCUAGAGUUAAAAUGUCGCAUCACUUUUCCUGUCCACUUGAGUUGAAUCUGUGUGUAAAUAAGCCUGUUUGUAAAUAUUCCUCAGAGAAUCAAAGGAAAAAUACAAUGUAUGACAUGACUUAUUGUUUUUUCUUUUAUACAAAUAUAAAAAAGUUUAAGCUUCA
Messenger RNA from Cyprinodon tularosa, 4273 nucleotides. RefSeq lists its product as uncharacterized. The transcript has 9 exons. Bases 79 to 3147 code for a protein of 1022 amino acids. Gene Ontology annotation, molecular function: protein binding. The record is from RefSeq and is a predicted model, not a curated record. Lineage: Eukaryota; Metazoa; Chordata; Actinopteri; Cyprinodontiformes; Cyprinodontidae.